CAACAUGAGAGGGUCCUUCACACGGAAACCAGCGCUAAUGACCGAUGUUUGUUUUGCUACAAUUAGCAGUAUGCCUGCUGAACGCAAACGCUCAUUAAACAUGGAUGAAAAAGAUGUUUGCACCUUCAGCAACAAGGACAAGGAGAAGGAGCGAGAUGGUGAGAGGAGACCAUCGUCCGCCCGGGACAAAGGCAAAGACGAGGCCAAGAUGAGCGGGAAAAAAGACAGCAGCAAGGAGGAGAAGAGGAAGCGCCUCGAGGAGGAAAAGAAGAAGAGGGAAGAAAAGGAUCGUAAGAAGAAAGAGGAGGAAAAAGUGAAAGCGGAGGAGGAGCAGAAGAAGAAAGAGGAAGAGGAGAAAAAACUGCAGGAGGAGCAGGAGAAGCAACUUCAGGAGGAGGAAGCCAGGAAACAACGAGAGGAGGAGGCAGCUCUCCUGAAGGAGAAGGAGGAGAGCCAUCAGCUGCACCAGGAGGCCUGGGAGCGCCAUCACUGCAGGAAGGAACUCCGCGUCAAGAACCAAAACGCCCAGGAGGGUCGACCCGAGGAGGCUUUCUUCAGCCGCCUGGACUCCAGCCUGAAGAAGAACACGGCCUUCGUGAAGAAGCUGCGAACGCUCACCGAACAGCAGCGCGACUCGCUCUCCAACGACUUCGGCUCCCUGAACCUCAGCAAGUACAUCGGCGAGGCGGUGAGCUCCGUGGUGGAGGCCAAGCUGAAGAUCUCCGACGUGGGCUGCUCCGUCCACCUCUGCUCACUCUUCCACCAGCGCUACACCGAGUUCGCUCCGCUGCUCUUACAGGCGUGGAAGAAGCACUUUGAGGCGAGGAAGGAGGAGAAGGCGCCCAACGUGAGCAAGCUGCGAACAGACCUGCGUUUCAUCGCCGAGCUCACCAUCGUCGGGCUUUUCACAGACAAGGAGGGGCUUUCUCUGAUCUACGAGCAGCUGAAGAGCAUCAUCGGGACGGACCGCGACACGCACACUCAUGUGUCGGUGGUCAUCAGCUUCUGUAAGCACUGCGGGGACGAUAUCGCCGGGCUGCUGCCCCGAAAAGUGAAAGCGGCCACUGACAAGUUCGCUCUGAGCUUCCCUCCGAGCGAGAUCAUCGGCACGGAGAAGCAGCAGACCUUCCAGAACCUGCUGAGGGAAUACUUCACCUCGCUCACCAAACACCUGAAGAAGGACCACCGCGAGCUGCAGAACACCGAGAGGCAGAACAGGCGUAUCCUACAUUCCAAAGGGGAGCUGAGUGAGGACCGACACAAACAAUAUGAAGAGUUUGCGACUUCCUACCAGAAGCUGCUGGCCAACACUCAGUCUCUGGCCGACCUGCUGGACGAAAACAUGCCCGACCUUCCUCAGGACAAGACGGUGCAGGAGGAGCACGGCCCUGGGAUCGACAUCUUCACCCCCGGGAAGCCCGGAGAGUACGACCUGGAAGGCGGGAUCUGGGAAGACGAAGACGCUCGUAACUUCUACGAGAACCUGGUGGACCUGAAGGCCUUCGUGCCCGCCAUCCUCUUCAAGGACAACGACAAGGGCAAAGACAAGGAUGAAGGCAAAGACGGGAAAGACGGGAAAGAUGGGAAGGAGGUGAAGGAGGCAGCGAGCACCACGGAGGAACUGGAGCUGGAACUCGAGGCUCUGGACAUCGCAGACGAACCUCUGGAGCUGGAGGGACCCGACGAGGCGGAGAGUGAAGAGCUGGCCAAGAAACUGCUGGAUGAGCAAGAACAAGAGGAUGAAGAGGCCAACACGGGGUCUCACCUGAAGCUGAUUGUUGACGCCUUCAUCCAGCAGCUGCCCAACUGUGUCAACAGAGACCUCAUAGACAAGGCGGCCAUGGAUUUCUGCAUGAACAUGAACACCAAAUCCAACCGGAGGAAACUGGUCAGAGCGCUCUUCACCGUGCCCAGGCAGAG
Molecule: messenger RNA, 1920 nt
Organism: Trematomus bernacchii (emerald rockcod)
Lineage: Eukaryota; Metazoa; Chordata; Actinopteri; Perciformes; Nototheniidae
Product: regulator of nonsense transcripts 2-like
Biological process (GO): nuclear-transcribed mRNA catabolic process, nonsense-mediated decay
Cellular component (GO): cytoplasm; exon-exon junction complex
Molecular function (GO): RNA binding; protein binding
Source: RefSeq, a predicted model, not a curated record